AUGGCCAACCUUUCAGCCAGAUGGACUCGGCUAGCCUCAAGUGAGCGACUCGGACGCUCAUCCCAAUCGUUUUCCGUGUUACACUCUCAGGCAUGGGUCUUUGGCGGAGAGUUGCUCCCCCGAGAACCAGUAGACAAUCGACUUGACCUCAUCGAGCUUAGAUCUACCGCCGCCAUUACCCUUGAGGCACCUACAGAAGCGCCGACUCCCCGCGUGGGCGUAGCUAGCGUUGCCGUUAAGGAGGCGCUGUAUCUGUUUUCCGGGCGAGGCGGCCUCGCUAUGGCGCCUAUUGAGGAGAAAGGCGCGCUCUGGCGCUACACACCGAAGCAGCUUCUCUGGGAACUCAUCGAGCCCGCAGAUUCCUCUGCACCGUACCCCGCCGCUCGCAGCUAUCACUCCAUGACCUCGGAUGGCAACGAUAACAUCUACGUUCACGCCGGGUGCCCUGAAAAGGGCCGUCUAUCCGACCUCUGGUCGUUUAAUGUUCCGUCAAAAACCUGGACCGAGUUACCGUCUGCCCCGCCACCUGCCCGCGGAGGGACGUCAAUUACCUUCAGUAACGGGAGGCUGUACCGCAUGAAUGGCUUUGACGGCGAGAGCGAGCAGGGUGGUGCAAUUGAUGUCUUUGACCUUGCAGUUCAUAACUGGUCAACGAUUUCUUUCACACCCGACGGUAUCCACGGACCCGAACCACGGAGCGUCAGCGCACUUGUCGCGGUGAAGGUGAAGGGGAAAGACUUUCUUCUGACUAUGUUCGGGGAGCGCGACCCAAGCUCCCUAGGCCAUGCCGGCGCGGGGAAAAUGCUGGCAGAUGUAUGGGCUUUUGACCUCGAGCGCAAGGAGUGGGCAAAGGUUGAGCCAAAAGAUGACACUCCACUUCCGAGAGGUUGGUUUGGCGCAGACGUGAUGGUUGCCGAUAAUGGAGAGUAUGCUACCAUUAUCCAUGGCGGUCUUGCGGAGGAUAACUCGAGGCUUAGAGAUGUAUGGAAACUGCAAUUUGAGUAG
Molecule: messenger RNA, 1005 nt
Organism: Dichotomopilus funicola
Lineage: Eukaryota; Fungi; Ascomycota; Sordariomycetes; Sordariales; Chaetomiaceae
Product: kelch repeat protein
Exons: 2
Coding region: 1-1005 (334 amino acids)
Molecular function (GO): protein binding
Source: RefSeq, a predicted model, not a curated record